CAUUCUGUCUCUUAAAGGCAACUGUCCAGGUCUCUGUUCUGAUCCAUUACAUGUUGAUUCAGUUGAAUCUCAGAAAGUGAAGUUGCUUACAAGAUCUUAGUGCCCCCCCAAAAUACUACAAUUUGUGGUCAGAGGUGAGCCAUGCAAAGGCUUUGCAUAGUCCUCCCAAGUUGGAAUUCUGCCCAUUUUCUUGUUUCUGCUAGCUAAGCUAUGAAUGGAUAAAACAACAAGACACAUACAUACACAGUUCUCUCCUCGGGGGAGCUCAUAUGGUAUGUGUGUAACAGGGAGGAACAGAUUGCAGACAUGACAGUUUUGAGACGAUUUUGGCUGGGCAAGAAGUUCUAAUUGCUCUGUGAUCUCUUGGGGAGGUUGGCUAGAGCAGGACUGCAGGAAGCUGGUUGUGCCAGGACGAAUGUCAGGAGGGAGUAACAAAGGCCCCUCAAGGUCAAUUCCCCAGGGGCAAGAUAAAAAAUACUACGCUGUACUGUUUUGGUCUUUGAAAAGGAUGCCCACUACUCCUUAAGACGGAGGAGCACUAAAAAGGUGGCCCAGAACCCCUCUGUCCAGCAAGCCUCUGUGGACUGACCCUUACUUUUCAUGGUGUCCAUGAUGUGUCGCUGUUGGAACUUAGUCAGUUUGGAUUCCUUCAUCAUCACUGCAAGAGAAAGCACUUGAGUCAGGCCACCUGGGCUGCGGGCAGAAGCCUUCAUCUCUCACCACUGAAAUGCAAAAUUGUCACCUCCUCCCACCAUUCUGCACCCAAGCACUCCCUCGCUUACUCUCCUGCUUUGCUUUUUCCUGUAGCACUCGUCACCAUCUAAGCUCUAUAGACUUUGUUACCCUCCCACUAAAAUAUUUGCUCCAUGAGAGCAAAAAUUGUUGCUGUUUUUUUUUUUUCUUUUUUUUAAUGCUGUAUCCUCACCACCUAGAACACAGCACAUAGUGGGCUUUUUAAUGUUUUUCAUUGAAUGAAGGAAUGCAUAAAUGAAUGAAUGAGAAAGUAUUCAUUAAGCAUGUGUCAGGCACUGGAGCUACAACAGGGAGCCAAAACAGGAACAACCGUACCCUGAUGGAGUUCCCGGGCUAGAGGUGUAGGAUACUGAUCCAAUGAGACACGCUGAAUAUCUGACUACAGGUUAUGCUGAGUCCAAUGAAGAAAAGGUAUUUGGUAAGUUUUGAUGGCGACGACUUUGAUGAUGUGGAGGAGGACGAAGGACUGGAUGACUUGGAGAAUGCUGAGGAGGAGGGCCAGGAGAACGUUGAGAUCCUCCCCUCUGGAGAGCGACCGCAGGCCAACCAGAAGCGGAUCACCACACCAUAUAUGACCAAGUAUGAGCGAGCCCGCGUGCUGGGCACCCGAGCCCUCCAGAUCGCGAUGUGUGCCCCCGUGAUGGUGGAGCUGGAGGGGGAGACAGAUCCCCUGCUUAUCGCCAUGAAAGAGCUCAAACAGUCUGCCCCUCCUGCUGCAGAGCUGGGGUCUCCAGCCCUCAUGUGCAUGUGCCUUCUCCCCGCCACAGGGCCCGAAAGAUCCCCAUCAUCAUUCGGCGCUACCUGCCUGACGGGAGCUAUGAAGACUGGGGGGUAGACGAGCUCAUCAUCACGGACUGAGCUGGAGUCAUCUUCCCAGCUGCGCCUCACCCCAGCUCCUGUUCCCACAUCCUUUACACGUGUAAAUAAUAAACUCUCCAACCUUCCCA
Molecule: messenger RNA, 1700 nt
Organism: Myotis lucifugus (little brown bat)
Lineage: Eukaryota; Metazoa; Chordata; Mammalia; Chiroptera; Vespertilionidae
Gene: POLR2F
Product: RNA polymerase II subunit F
Exons: 5
Coding region: 1142-1588 (148 amino acids)
Biological process (GO): DNA-templated transcription
Cellular component (GO): nucleus; RNA polymerase III complex; RNA polymerase I complex
Molecular function (GO): DNA-directed RNA polymerase activity; DNA binding
Source: RefSeq, a predicted model, not a curated record